AUUUGAUAAACCCUAAAAACCCUUUGUCUGCGCCGCUCUUUGGUUUCAGCUUCUCCGACCAAUCGUCAGAAACCAAACAUGUAUAAUCGCAAGCCAAUGGUGAAGAACAAACAAGCCAUGGAUCAUGCCGUUGAUCCUAACAUGAGCUUCGGCAAUAUUAUGAGAGAAGUUCAGCAGUUUGCUACAACACAUAUGACAUGGAAGGAUAAGAAAGCUUUGGAGAAUCAGAAAGUCACUGAACUUGGUGGAAAGCCUCAAAAGAAACAGAGGCUACCACUCAGUGUAGCCAGAGUACAGAUGAAGAAACAGAAAGAAAGAGAAGAGAAGAUGUUGGAACAGAAUAUGAUUCUUGGCAAAUUUGGAGGACAGUUUGGUGGUACAAGUACUAAGAAACCCGUAGAGAAGAAGCGGAAGCCAGAGGAGAGAGUUCUGAAAUCAACUUUUGGGAAUUUCAGAGGUGGUGUUCUUGAUGUUAAGGAUUUACUACGUUCUGGUGGCUCUUCAAGUAAUGGCGGAGAUUACAACUUCGGUAAGAACAAGAGCAAGUCCAAAGGCAUGGGAGGAGACCUAGGAGGAGGAGGAGGAGGAGGUGGAGGUGGAGACAUCAAGAAGAAAGGGAAGAAGAAAGGAAAGAAAGGGAAGAAAGGUAAGAAAGGAGGUGGUAAGAGGAAAAGCAAGUAA
Molecule: messenger RNA, 681 nt
Organism: Eruca vesicaria subsp. sativa (arugula)
Lineage: Eukaryota; Viridiplantae; Streptophyta; Magnoliopsida; Brassicales; Brassicaceae
Source: the annotation of a GenBank genome assembly